This is a messenger RNA of Limanda limanda (common dab), 1129 nucleotides long. RefSeq names its product Kruppel like factor 1 (erythroid) (gene klf1). Gene Ontology annotation, molecular function: DNA-binding transcription factor activity, RNA polymerase II-specific; RNA polymerase II cis-regulatory region sequence-specific DNA binding. Bases 53 to 1129 code for a protein of 358 amino acids. The transcript is spliced from 3 exons. NCBI's taxonomy places the organism in Eukaryota, Metazoa, Chordata, Actinopteri, Pleuronectiformes, Pleuronectidae. Gene Ontology annotation, biological process: regulation of transcription by RNA polymerase II. The record is from RefSeq and is a predicted model, not a curated record.
GUAGAAAAAGAAAAGAAAGGAAAAAAGAGUUGCUGUCAUAUCAAAGUGCUUGAUGGCAGUUACCCAGGCUGUGCUCCCGUCAAUCAGCUCCUUCUCCAGCCUCGCUCACUCCAGCAGCGACAACAUGAAAGUGUGGAAGUCUGAGGGCGUCUCUCUGCCUCUGGACUCUCUCAGUAACAGACCCAGCAUCUCCGAGCAGCUGCAGGUCUCCAAGCAGCUGACAGAGGAGCUCCUCGACGACGACAGCCGAGCAUCUUGGGACAUUGAGUUCCUGCUGUCUGACUGGAGCAACCCUUCUCCUGAAUUCAACCCUUCUCUGGAGAACUGUGAUCAGCGGCUGGUCGACCCACACACGGCCUACCAAGAGGUGGCCACGUUUAAGGAGCAGCCAGGUCAGGAGUGUGUGCCGGUGAGCAGCGGCAGCUUCGUGGCAGAGCUCCUGUCCCCCGAUCAAACCCCAUCACACCAUCCAGAGCUGUACCACCAUUAUAGUGAGGCACAAACAGGUCGGACUUCCGCUCCCAGUCUGGCUAACGUAGAUCAGUUUGGCUUCCUGCAAGGAGGCAGAGGAAACCACAGUAAGGCCUCAUCAUGGGACUAUAACCCCUACUACUCCCAGCAGCACCCGUCCAUGGUGACUUACCCCGACAGCAGGUUCAUCUCCUCUCAAGCUGUGACCACUGACCCUCGACACUACAGCUACAUGCCCGGCUUCAGCCACAACGCCAACCUUUACUGUGACUACACCCACAGCCAGGCCACUGGUCAACUGCCCCAUCACCAGCAAUCCCUGCUGGUGGGAGCCCAGCUGCCCCCUGCUGGGGUGGAGGGGAAGCGUGGUCGGAGGGCCACAGGGAAGAAGAGGCCCGCCAUCCACAGCUGUGAAUACCCCGGCUGCAGCAAGACCUACACCAAGAGCUCCCACCUCAAGGCUCACCUUCGCACGCACACAGGGGAAAAGCCCUACCAAUGUUCAUGGGAGGGAUGCAGCUGGAAAUUCGCCCGCUCUGAUGAGCUGACACGUCACUACCGCAAGCACACGGGCCAGAAACCCUACGAGUGUCUGCUGUGUCAGAGGGCCUUCUCCCGCUCCGACCACCUGGCUCUGCACAUGAAGAGACACACUUGA